ACAGCGAUGGGACAUUAGCCUGGUUGCCUGUAACACGGACACGUAAGUGUGAGCAAAGUACUCCGUAAGUACUUUGGCGUUGCCCCGCAUAAGAGACGCCGUGAUCGGAUCGAUGGCAGGUGUCUUGUCACGAUUAAACUAGCUUUUGCUUUUGCAGACUAAUGGAGGUUGUGACGGGCGGCCCUUCAAGCCACACCCGAAGGAUUGCUUGACCGACCCCUUUUGUGGUGUCGGCAAUGGUGGGUGUCGCUGAUCAGUGGGUCGUGGCUCAUUUCAGUCGUGGGUUUGGCCUCGUUUCAUCGUCUCGUCUACUUUGCUCGGGGUCCACCGUGCUAUGGUGUGCAAUUGGUGGCUGUGCGCUGGAGAGCUCAGAUAAUCAACUAGAUGGUGUCACCCAGUGUGAAAGCAUCAUGUGCGGGCAUAUGUGCGUGGUACUGUAUAAAACCUCAAGUAUUGCAGAACGGUCUGCCCGAUGUCAUGGUCGGCAGACGAUUUAUCCCAUGGUCACCGUGUCAGCGGAAAUGUCAGAUAAUCCCCGAGUAAGCCUCGAUAGGUGACAGGAAUGGCAUUGCCAAUUGCGAUCCAGUCGGUGGCCGCUAUGUCCUAUUGCAUGUGACAGGUAGAGCUCGUUCCUCAGAGCUCCGUUCCAUGGUAGUUGUCUGAAUCUAGUGAGUUGUUGUCCUGAGGAAUCGAGGGCGAUCGACCAGAUCUCCCAAUUCGGCCAGUUCUCAGUCAGGAAGGUUAAGUCAUGACUUCGAGAUUCAGUAUCACAGCAACGUUACGAUCCAAAGAAACCAAGCAAUAAUCUUAGGUCUUCGCUCCACAGCAGAACAGCGAUUACGCCCCGUAGCUGCGAUCACAAGAGAUCCCAUCUUCACAUCAUCGGGGUCCCACGCAGACAUGGAAUAGGGCGUAGUGUUCAAUAGUCCGCAGACUACUGUGCUGCUCAUGUAUGUAAUCGGUAGGCGCGACCAGGCACG
Aspergillus piperis CBS 112811 is the source of this 980-nucleotide messenger RNA. RefSeq lists its product as uncharacterized. The record is from RefSeq and is a predicted model, not a curated record. NCBI's taxonomy places the organism in Eukaryota, Fungi, Ascomycota, Eurotiomycetes, Eurotiales, Aspergillaceae. The annotation marks the transcript as partial. The transcript has 4 exons.